Paramuricea clavata is the source of this 906-nucleotide messenger RNA. Lineage: Eukaryota; Metazoa; Cnidaria; Anthozoa; Malacalcyonacea; Plexauridae. The record is from the annotation of a GenBank genome assembly.
AUGGAUGCUCUGAAGUUGUUUGGAAAGAACAAGGAGCAAAUAGACUCACUGGCAAAAACUGUCCAUAUUGUUGGCAAAGACAUUGGAAUGGAAUUUGGGAUGAAGAAAUGUGGAAUGCUUGUAAUGAAAAGAGGAAAGAUUGUGGAAUGUAAUGGAAUACAGCUACCUGAUGAGGAAACAAUAAAGUCCGUACGUAGAAGAAGAUGGAUAUAAAUAUCUUGGUAUACUGGAAUUUGAUAAGAUUAUGGAGGGUGAAAUAAAGAAAAAGUUUGUAAAGGAAUGCGGGAGGAGAUUAAGACUGGUGCUGAAAUCAAAACUGAAUGGCAGAAACAAAAUCAUGGCCAUGAACACUGGGCUGUUGCGCUGCUGAGGUACGGAGCUGGUGUUUUGAAAUGGCAAAAGAUCAAAUUGCUGCAAUGGAUCGCAAAACACGUAAACUGAUAACACUGUAUGGUGGUCUUCACCCAAGAAACGACAUUCAUCGAUUAUAUAUAUUUACCGAGAGAAAAGGGCGGCAGAGGUUUGAUCAGUUGUGAAGGAUGCAUUCGUACAGAGAAGAACAGUUUGAGAUGGUAUGUAAAGAACAGUGUGGAAACACUUUUACAACAAGUUGCAAAGACAGGCGUGAUUGAAACGGAAAGAUGCAAAACAAAAGAAAAUUUUAAGAAGAAAGCAGUAGAGAAGCUAGAGAAAGCCUGGAUUGACAAGAAAAUGUAUGGACAAUAUAACAGAGAUUUAGGUAAAGAAGUGGAUAUGGAGAAGACAUGGUGGUGGCUGAAGAAAGGAGACUUGAAACCUGAGAAUGAACCACUUCUGUGUGCUGCACAAGAACAAGCUCUAAGAACAAAUUAUGUAAAGUUUCACAUAGAUAUAGAACUACAAUCCUGGCCAAAAUCAUGUGGACAG